Phaethon lepturus (White-tailed tropicbird) is the source of this 5012-nucleotide messenger RNA. It is a transcript of the gene CFAP74, whose product is annotated as cilia and flagella associated protein 74. The annotation marks the transcript as partial. The record is from RefSeq and is a predicted model, not a curated record. NCBI's taxonomy places the organism in Eukaryota, Metazoa, Chordata, Aves, Phaethontiformes, Phaethontidae. The transcript has 38 exons.
CCCGGGUGUUUUGAAAGAACUAUCAGUAUGGAAGAUAACGAGAUCAGUUAUAGUAAUGAAGAAGAACAAAAAUCUCUUCCACGAUUUCUGGAAGAGGAAGAAAAAGAUGACAAAUCUGGUCCGUUCUCUAAUGUGAAAAAACACUGGGAAGAAUACAAGCUUGAAGAAGAGUUGGCUGGUGGUGGCAAGGUGGGAGACACGGAUGCUUCUGAAGGAGAUCAAGACAAAUCUGAUUCUAGCAUGGAAAACUUGGAGCACUAUUUGGGUGAUAUUAAUAAUAUGCAGACUAUGAAGUAUACAGGUAUCCUACCCUUACAGAGAAACCUAAAAGAUCUCAACGACAUAGCCAAAGAAAAGGAACUUAUGGUACAAAAGGCCAGAGACAAGCUGACUACCUGUCAGCUGCGGAUCAAGAUGCUAGCAAAGCAGCUGGAGUAUGUAGACAUUGAAAUAGAGAAAGAGGAGGAGGCUGGCAAUGUCGCAGCCUUGUCCCGCCUUCAGGCAAUGCACAGACGACUGUGCACUGAAUUGGAGGAAGAGAAGGAUUUUGAGCUGAAAAUUGCUUUGACACUAAAAGAAAACACGCUUGAGAUGUGGCAAAUAGAAACUGAGCAGGGAAAAUAUGAAAUCUUCCAUGAACAACUUAAAAAAGAUGAGGAGGAGCUAGAGAUGCAAUACCAAGAACGAGCCAAAGAGCGGAUUUGGAAGGAAAAAAUAGCAGCACUGCGAGCAGAAGAAAAUCGGUGGUCUAGAGAAAAAAAAGAAGAGGAAGCCCAGAAACAAUAUGAAGAAAGGCAUAAAAAAAUGCGUGAAGAUGCCAAAAGGAACAAUGAAAAAGCAGUCCGCUUCCUGAGAAAAAGCAUGGCAAGAAUUCAUGAAAAAAAUGCAAAGGAAGAAGUGAAAACUCAGGAGCAUAUGGAGAGAAGGAUACAAGCUGUGCUUUCCCUGAAAAACAGCAUAACUUCCAAUAGGGAAAAACUCCGAGCUCUCCAGGUUUCGAAAAAAGCAAUGGCCUUGGAGGCAAAGAAGCAGGAGAUGAAAAUGAGGGAAGCUGUCCUAGCAGAAGGAGGCAAUGUUGCCAAGGAAAUUUUUCUCCAAAAGCGAUUGCUAGAGCAUGAAAAAAGGAAACAAGCUUGUAGAGAACAGCAGAAGUCAAGAAAAAUUGAGAUUGUAUCUCAAAUUUUGCAAGAAAAAGCUUCUGUUCACAAGCAGUUGUGGUGCUCUCCGUCAGCUUGUUCCUUAGCUGGUGGGAGAACUGCUUCUGUAGGAGAGGUUUCUGAAAAAAUACCCGAUGAUGUGCUCUGUGAAAGUGGUGAAGAUGAGAGAGACAAGGCCCUAGUGGAACCAGAGUUCCCAGGACUUUGGAGUCAGGAAUGUGACUUGCACAAGACUUUUCUACUUAGAGCUGUGGAUUCUAUGAUCACACUUACAGUCAUGGUGUUUUUUACUGAUGUCCCUUAUUAGAUAUCCAAAGAAGAAGGGGAUCCAAAGCAGCUGGCUACAACGGUAGUGAAAAAAGAAAUUUUUGAGAAAAAAAUGGAGGAAUUCCAAACGGGAAUUUUUCACAAGCAAAUAGUGUCUGGUCAUGAAGGGAAGGGAUGUACUUUCUAUAGUAAACCAAGUUGCAUUCAUUUCAAGGAUUUUGAUGUUGGUCAAAUCUACAAAAAGAAGAUAGUUUUGAUAAAUGCAUCCUACAGUGUUAAUUUCUGCAGACUAGUGGGAGUCAGUGAGAGGCUCAAGGACUUCAUCAGUAUUCAUUUUGACCCACCUGGCAAAAUGUCUGCUGGAAUGUCCUGUGAAAUCGUGGUAACAUUUAGGCCAAUGAUAAAUGAAACUCUGGAAGGAGAAGUCAUGUUUAUGGCACAGACAGGUUCUUUUUCUGUUCCAUUGAAAUGUACAGCCAAGAGAUGCAUUCUGGCACUAGAUAAAGAGCUCAUUGACUUUGGCAGCCAUGUGGUGGGAGAGACAAUUUCACGCACCAUCAACCUGACAAACAGUGGAGCUUUGGGAACAAGAUUCAGUGUUCAGACGUCAGCAGGUGACAGUAGUACAUGCAGAGCAACAGCAAAAUCUUCUCCUGGAAGAAUGGUUACUCGACAUUUCAGUGGCUGUGUCCCUGAACAGAAAGUAAGCAAUAGUCCUGUGACAUCUGUAGUUGAAAAGAAGGAACAAAUUUGUCCUGAUCAUAGUGAAAAAAUGACCUACUGUGUAGCCCCGCUGGAGCAGCAGAGGACUGGGAUAAGCCUGAGCAGUAGUUCUGCAGAACAAUUUGGUCAAGAUGUGUUAAACUCCAGAUUGGUUCUAGACACAGACAAUGCACAUAAUUUAGUGGAACUUUCUUCUGAAGAAACACCAGUCGAAAUUAUGCUUGGAAAGGUUACAGAAGGUGAAAUUGGACCCUUCAGCUCAGUCAAACUUCAGAUUGUAUUUGUCCCAGCUAUCCCUGGGGAUGUGCGGGCAGAGUUUGUGAUCAUGUUUGACGACUCAGACUGCAAACCACUGUGCUUUAGUGCCAUUGGAGUUUCUAUUGAUGUGCCAGUUUGGGUGCCCAAUCCCAACAUUGAUUUAAAGAUCUGUAUGUAUGACCGACUUUAUCAGGAUUGCAUUGUCAUUCAAAGCAGAGCAAAAGCUACCCUGCGUUUGAAGUUUGAAGUAUGCAAAGAAUUGAGUAAGCACAUGGAGCUGCUUCCAAAAACAGGUUACAUUCAAGCUCAGUCAUCCUUCAGUGUGCAACUGAAGUUUCUGCCCAGGCAUUCUCUUCCUGAAGAUGCAGGGAGUUAUUUUAAUGAAGAGACAAGAGUCCUGGAAGUUCCAGUGGCAAUACGGAUUGUGGAUAAGGCUAAAAAAGUUAAUUUUACUGUCCAUGCAAUUGUUACUACUUCUGAUUUGGAAAUCAGUCCAGCACAAAUCAAUUUUGGAUAUUGCACAAUCUAUGAAGCUGUGCAGGCAAACAUCGUGCUUACAAACAAAUCCAUUUUGCCACAAGAGUUUGGAUUUGUGGGACUUCCAGAAUUUGUUGAAGUUCAACCCAAUGAUGGAUUUGGAAUUCUUCUUCCCCUUGAAAGCCUGACAUUGGACAUAAUCUUUAAAGCUAACAAGGCAAAAGAGUACAGCUUUGAAAUAACCUGCAAGUCAGAGAUGAAUAGACAAUUCAAGCUGUCAUGCAAAGCAGUUGGAGUCCACCCACCUCUUGAAUUGUCUCAUUCCUUAGUUCAGUUUGCUGCCACAGCUUUAAAUGGUGUGUCUACAGCAACACUAUAUGUGAUGAAUUCCCAUGUGAGUGUCGACCACUUUACUCAUGCUGUCCCAAGAAUUGGCAAUGGGGAAGUUGCCCCUGUUGGACCCACUUCAUUUGAAUUCUGUGUGCCAGGAGACUGUCCAGUGACAAUUACACCUUCUGUUGGAACCGUGUUGCCUGGGAAGAAAAGCUUGAUUCAAGUGUCCUUCAGACCAACAUUGUCAGAUCAGCUAAUCAGAGAAGAGGCAAUUCGGAGGCUUUGCAGAGCAGCUGCGGCAGGGGCAGAAAUACAAUCAUUUUACAAUAUGUGUACCUCAGUGAGAAUUAACAUUGAUAGCAUGAGCAAUCUAGAAAUUUGUAUACUUCGAUGCAAAAUCUGUUCUGAUGCUUAUAUGGCAGCCCAGGCUUUUCUGAUGAGGAAUUUCAGUGGGAGAUUUGAAAAAUACAUCAUACCAUGCUUUGUUGCAAGCGGACAUAUCGACGAAAAGAAAGGCUCUGAAAACCUAAGCUGCAGCCCUUACAACACCUUGUAUUUGGAGUUGCACUGUCCAGCCGUAGCACCAUCUGUUGUGGUCACUUCAGAUAAUGGAAGAAACACAGUAAAUUUUGGUGAUGUUGCAGUAGGCCACAGAAUGAUGAAGCACAUUACAAUACAAAAUCUCUCCCCAGAGAAGCUGGCACUAGGAUUCUCAGUUCUGAAUCCCAGUGGUCCCUUCCUGUUGGUCAGACCAGUUGGAAUGCUUGAGCCAGGUGAAAGUAAAACCUUCCUCAUCUCUUUUUGUCCAAAUGAGAAUAAAUGGUUUUUUGAAAAGCUGGACAUCCAGGCGGCAAAAACCAAUCUAACCCUAAGUAUCACUGGUCACGGGGUGUUGCCAUCAAUUGUUUGCUCUGUGGAAGAAGUACUCAAUAUGGGAUAUGUCAUAGCCAGAGAGAAGGUGACUUCCACGUUCAAGAUACAGAACACUUCCACAUUGACCCUGCAAUACUCCAUACAACUAGAUUCUCUCUCACCAACGAGGGACAAAGAUCAGCAGAGACUUCCAUCCUUUAUUACGUCCUCUUUGCAAAGAACAGAGUUUGUCGGAACACAGAACUAUAAUGGCUUAAGUGUGUUCAGUGUCCUUCCAAUAGAAGGAGAAAUUGCUGCUGGGAAGAGUCAGGAUUUUAUUGUUACUUUCAGUCCUGAUCAUGAAAGUCUGUACUAUUCUGACCGUCUCACGGUUGUGCUCUUUGGCAAGAAAAUAGCCCAUGUGAUCCGCCUAAAGGGUGCAGCAAGAGAUCACCCAAUGUUUGUGGAAGGGGGAAUUCCACUAGAUGUGCCCAUUGAGUCCUUGGCUGUAACAUUACCUGUGUCGUCACUGGAAGCACUAAAAGGAGUUUACUUGAUUCGUAUUUGUUUAGAGCCACAAGAACCAGUGAAGUCCAUACUCCUCAUUCUGGAGUACAUCGAGGGAGAGAGUUCUCCAGUGCCAGCGAUGACAGAACUGAAAGUUGGAGCUAUACAGACGACUCAGUUUGCAUCUAAGAAGAACGUGGAGUUCAGUUUUGAUAGCCUGCCACUCUUGCAGCAGAAGGGAUUCACUAUCGAAUCUGUGAAGGGAACGAUUGAGCGUGGUCAAGUAAAAUGCAUCAGUGUUUCCUGGGUGCCACCUGCUGACUUUCAUGCCGAUGACCCUCUGCUUGUGACAGCCCUCCUGACCUUAAGAGGUGACGUUAAGGAAUCUUACCGAAUCCUCUUCAUGGCAAAAGUUGUGUCUGCACAUUCUGCCACUAA